CUGUUCACUUUUAUAGAUGCUUUGCUAAAGGGACCUAAGUGGCAUUGUAUGAUAAUUCAGACUGAAGGCUAUAUUACUAUCCAUUCUGUAUACCUCAUCUGGCAUGAUGCCUUGAAGGUGAUGCACCACAUUUUUGGUAACCUAGCAUUUACCAAAAAUAUGAAGUUUGACCCAUAUGAGAUUUAUAACAAUGAAGAACAAAAAUAUAGUGAAUGA
Molecule: messenger RNA, 216 nt
Organism: Suillus discolor
Lineage: Eukaryota; Fungi; Basidiomycota; Agaricomycetes; Boletales; Suillaceae
Exons: 1
Source: RefSeq, a predicted model, not a curated record